UUAUUUCUGCAGGGAAACGGGAAAAGACCAAUCAAAAAUAAGGAUACUAGCAUGUGAGGCGGCUACCUAGAAGAGCCUAGUUGCUACAGCAUCGUCCUUAGUGUCUUACCAGGCAAGAAAGAUGGAGGAAAUAGACGAAUCUCCUCCUGUUUCUGAAGACCUGCUUCCCUGCAAAAUAUGUGGAAGAAGUUUUUUUUCAAAGGUUCUUAAAAAACAUGUGCUGAUCUGCCAGAAGUCAGCUGCAAAGAAAAGAAAGGUGUUUGACUCCAGCAGGCAAAGGGCAGAGGGGACUGAUAUUCCUACAGUCAAACCCAUAAAACCAAAGUUACAAAGUUCUUCCAGCAGCUCUAAGUCUGAUAAACCUGAACCACCGAAGAAACAGUCCAAUUGGCGCCGAAAGCAUGAAGAAUUCAUUGCCACCAUUCGUGCUGCCAAAGGAUUAGAUCAAGUCAUGAAAGAUGGCGGACCCCUUCCUCCACCGCCUCCUCCAUCCUAUGAUCCAGAUUAUAUCCAGUGUCCCUAUUGCCAGCGACGCUUCGGUGAGAAUGCAGCAGAUCGCCACAUCAAGUUCUGUAAAGAGCAAUCGUCCAGAAUUUCCAACAAAAGCAAGUUUCCUGGGAGUGAAAAAGCCAAACCCCCAGCCAAGACUCAGUACAAACCUUCUCUACCAAAGAAGGCAAACUCUCCUGCUGUAUCCACGGUGUCCACCGUGUCCACCGUGUCUUCUCGUCUACCUCAGCGCUCAGCCUAUGGGCAGGGUGCUGGCACAGGUAUUCCUAGCUGCAAAACCUCAUCCACUGGCUCAGUGAGGAGUGUAUCAUCAGGAUACUCUCCAUUACGGAACACCUCCUCUGGCUUGACCAGCCCUCCCUCUGAAGGGAACAUGAAACCCAAGGGCAUGGUUUCACAAAGCUCACUGAGAAAUCCACCUUCUGGUAUAGGGAUGAACAAGAAAAAGGUCCAGAAUGCAGACAACUGUAUUCCAAGGAAUGAUGUGAAAAACGAAAAUGAAAUCUCUUUUUCCACAAUGGGCACCAAAUUUUGUCAUGAGUGUGGGACCAAGUACCCUGUGGACUGGGCCAAGUUUUGCUGCGAGUGCGGAGUGAAACGAAUGAACAUUUAAUAAUUACAUAUAAAAGUAAGACUGACUCACUGUAGCCGCAAAUAUAUUAUUGGCAAAUCCUUGUGGUGUAGAAAUUUUUCACUUGUAAUCUGCUUCUGUUUCUAUAGAAAGAAUCCCAUCCCAGCCUUCUGCUCAGUUUUUUUUUUUUUUUUUUUUGGGGGGGAUAUGAAAGUGCAAUAUGAUUGGUUACUGCUACAAAGGGAGUAGUGUUAUCUCAAUUAUAGUUAUGAUUAAAAUAUACAGUAGAUAUGUUAAAUUGACUUAAAUUGAUCUAGGCCUUAAAAUGGGACCAUAUCACUCAUAAAAUGCAACUAUUCUAAUGUUAAUCUUAUUGUAGUGUGUCAUUUUGAGGGAAUUUAAAUGCUUUCAUUUUUAUUUAAAAUAUUAUUUUUUUUAAGUUAAAAAGUUUCCUGUUAAAUGCAUUGACAACAGUUGUUUUCGCUGAGCAAUCCACUUUCGUAUUUCACUUUGUUUUUAUACGUUCUUGAUUGUUUUGUGUGUUUUUAACAGUAUUGAACAAGAAAAUGACUUGUAGAAAUCGUCGUCGUAUAUUUAUUAGACAUUCAAUCCAUUACAUCUGUUCAACCUUGGUUGAUCUAGUCUGUCCAACAUAUUUACACAUCAACACAACAUACAAAACUUAAAGGCGACUGCAAUAUCAUGUCACAUUCUUCAAGAGCGUCAACCAUAUUACAACCUUACUAAAAAGUAGCUUUACAAUGGUAUUUUAUUGCUUCCGAGCCUUUAAGCUUUAUCACUGCUGGUCCAGGAUGACAGAGGUCGAGGAGUUGAUGGCUGUUUGCCGAUCUCAAGCUCAUAUGCAUUUCAAGCAACACUCUUCACCUUGUUAUGCUUGUGUUACUGCUUCUCUGGCAGUAAAUAUAGCUUAUGAAUACCUGCUUUUUGGAUUAUGACAAUUUUUGCCGUUAAAGGAUAAAAUGGUUAAAAUGGAUUGACUUAUCCUACAUAAAUAAAGUGGAAAACAUAAAUCA
Messenger RNA from Cyprinus carpio (common carp), 2115 nucleotides. It is a transcript of the gene zc2hc1a, whose product is annotated as zinc finger, C2HC-type containing 1A. Lineage: Eukaryota; Metazoa; Chordata; Actinopteri; Cypriniformes; Cyprinidae. The record is from RefSeq and is a predicted model, not a curated record.